UACUCAGUAUCCUCUCUUUCAUUCUUACCAGCGAAGUCUAGAAUCUUUCUUUACUACUCUUCGUCUGUCUCCCUCUCACCCCCGCCUCUCUGUAUACAUCACCCUCUCUUUCUCCGUCUGUCGUUCUGUAAUUUAUGUUUUUUCAGUUAUUCACGUAGGUAUCUAUGUACAUGAGAAAAUCUAGGGUUUUAGGAUUGCAUCUCCAAUGGGUUUUCAGAUGAACAAUCACUGGUCUUGAAGAGGGACCUAUGCAAUCAAGCUAUGAGGAAUAAUCAAACAAAGUUGAGCCAAAGGGGACUCUUUCAACAUCCUUUGUUGAACCAUCAAUGGAAACAAGAAAUCCAAUCACCAUGGAUGUGAAUCAUCGAUUACCUUUUAAAGUUGGCCAACUGGCUGAGUCAAAGUCUUUUAUUAAAGGUUUUCGUGGUGCGUGGUUUAGAUGUAAGAUAAAGGAAAUCGGCACAAGGAAAAGGCAGACUGGGUAUAUGCUGGAAUUUUAUGACUAUCCAGAUGAUAAAGAGGAAUGGACAAAGUCGUAUGAAAAGCCUCAAACUCAUAGAACUAAAUCCAAGGGGCAGAAGAUGGAACUGAUGGUGCGCCCUUGCUUUCCUCCUAUCUACCAUGAAAAUCAGAUGCCUGAUGCUAGUAGCAUCUCAGAAGUGGUAGCAAUUGUUGACAAUGUUUGGAAGGUGGGAGAUUUGGUUGAUUGGUGGUAUACUGAUUGCUAUUGGUCUGCAAAAAUUACUCGUAUAUUGGGUGAAGAUAAGGUUCAGGUAGAGUUGCCAAAAUGUCCAGUGGGUGAGGGAGGUUCUUAUGAAGCUUUGUGCAAGGACCUACGUCCAUCCUUGGACUGGUCUCCAGAACAUGGCUGGACAGUGCCUAUCUCCAAGGAUGGUGAAACUUGUCGUUAUUGUGCUCGCUUACUUCAACCAUAUCAAGUAAUACAAAAUAAAAGUGGAGCACCAUUGUGGAGGAUUGGUUGCUUUCUUGCACCUACAGAUAAGGAGAGAGAAGAGGAACCCACUACAGGUGGAGAAGCAUAUGGCAUUGUUCCUUCUGUUUCCUCGCAUUCUUCAGCUGGCUUUCUGUCUUCAGAUAGAUCUGAACACCCUCCAGCAGAGGAAGCACAAAGGCAACCUUCAGAGGACCUAGUUUGUAAAGAAACGGAGACAAACAAUACAGAAAUGGAAUCCAAACUGGAAGUUGUUCCUUCUGUUUCCUCACAUUCUUCAGCUGGCUUUCUGUCUUCAGAUAGAUCUGAACAUCCUCCAGCAGAGGAAACACAAAGGCAACCUUCAGAGGGCCUAGUUUGUAAAGAAACAGAGACAAACAAUACAGAAAUGGAUUCCAAACUGGGAGAUAGAAGCAUGGAAAAAGCCAGCUUAUCAGACAGUGUUUCAAGUUCAGAUAAAGAUGUAUCAGCUGCAAAUAAACAAACUACAGUGAGAGCCAGAUAUAGUUACACUACAUCAAAGAGGAUGAGAAGUAGUGGGAAAGAGUAUUUGAAUUCCACAUUCUCUGAUACAGUAGAAUCAACUAUUCUGGAUUUGGAGGAGCUCGCAAACAAGAUAAAGUGGCUUAAAGGACUUUUACAGUCUGGAUUUCCAUUGUCAAAUGCAACGAGGCCUUCAUGGAAAUAUUUUGAUAACCGGGAACUUUCACAGAAAGAUGAUGGUAAAAAUACAUGAGAGCCAAGAAAAUGUAGCUUAGUGGCAAAAGAACUUUCACUUCAGUGGGAAUAAAAAAUCAUAUUUGGAUGUUCUUCUGGGCAAAUGUUUUCUGACUUUGAACAAGGCAAGCAGUACCUAUUUGUGGAUGAAGCUAAAAACCACACCCUUAAAGUGCCAUGUUUAAACCAUGGAAUCAAUUCUAGGGUUGGAGUUGAAUGUGCGCUGUUCAUCUCCCCCAAACGUUCAGCUUUAAAGUUAUUCUGUCGAGUGUCAUCAUA
Molecule: messenger RNA, 1948 nt
Organism: Nelumbo nucifera (sacred lotus)
Lineage: Eukaryota; Viridiplantae; Streptophyta; Magnoliopsida; Proteales; Nelumbonaceae
Source: RefSeq, a predicted model, not a curated record